Messenger RNA from Hyla sarda, 3512 nucleotides. It is a transcript of the gene ANKRD6, whose product is annotated as ankyrin repeat domain 6. Bases 390 to 2735 code for a protein of 781 amino acids. Gene Ontology annotation, molecular function: protein binding. NCBI's taxonomy places the organism in Eukaryota, Metazoa, Chordata, Amphibia, Anura, Hylidae. The transcript has 17 exons. The record is from RefSeq and is a predicted model, not a curated record.
GUACCUGGUGAGGCGCAGGCUGCACCAGAGAGCAGAGCAAGGUUCUCACAGAGAGAAGGGCUGCGGUUUGUGUGCGGCUCCGUCUUUAUACCCAGCAAGAUACUCAGGAGCCUGCUUCCCGAGACACCCUGCUCCUUCUAGUAAGAACAGUCUGCAGUCAGCCACAGGCAACAGUAACCAUGGCAACGAAAAGCAAGUUCACUGCUAAGGCUGAUAAGGUUUCAAAAUAACAUUAGGUAACUAAAGAUUUGCAACAUGCCAAGCUGAAGUAUGUGAAUUAGGCGGCCCUACCGUCAAAUAUGUAAUACAUGUACUACUGUGAAAAGAUUUUCCGUUAAUGAGCACAUCUGUAUCCUACGCCUGUCCUGAGGACUUUCCUGUUCUAAUUCAUGAGCCAGCAGGAUGUGGUCGCUGCGCUAUCAGAACGCCUCCUCGUAGCUGCAUACAAAGGCCAAGUGGAUAAUGUUGUGCAGCUUAUCAACAAGGGUGCCAAGGUAGCUGUUACCAAGCAUGGGCGCACCCCCUUACAUCUUGCAUCCAAUAAAGGACAUCUCAAUGUGGUACAGAUCCUGUUAAAAGCUGGAUGCGAGUUGGACAUUCAGGAUGAUGGGCAGCAGACAGCUUUGCACAGGGCAGCUGUGGUGGGAAACAGUGACAUUCUUGCAAUACUGAUACAAGAAGGCUGUGCCUUGGACAGGCAGGAUAAGGAUGGUAAUACUGCCCUACAUGAAGCAGCUUGGCAUGGAUUCAGUCAAUCUGUCAAGCUGCUUGUUAAAGCUGGAGCUAAUGUUCUUGCCAAAAACAAGGCAGGUAACACACCUCUCCAUCUGGCUUGUCAAAAUGGUCAUUCCCAGAGCUGCCGUUUCUUACUGCUUGCAGGAUCCCGGGCUGACUUAAAAAAUCAUGGAGGAGACACCUGUUUACAUGUUGCAGCGCGAUACAAUCACCUGUCUGUCAUCAGGAUACUACUCAGCGCAUUCUGUUCUGUCAAUGAGAAAAACCAGGCAGGUGAUACCCCGCUCCACGUUGCUGCUGCUCUCAAUCACAGGAAGGUUAUUAAAGUGCUUCUAGAAGCAGGAGCGGAUGCGUCCCUUCUUAAUAAUGCAGGCCAAAUUGCUUUGGACACAGCACGCCACCACAAUAAUUCAGAUGUGGCUCUUCUGCUCACUAAAGCCCCACAGGUUUUACGGUUUAGCCGCGGCAGAAGCUUGAGGAAGAAAAGAGAGAAGCUGAAAGAGGAAAGACGGGCUCAGUCAGUUCCAAGAGAAGAUAUUGCAGAUAGUAAGGCAAGUAUGUCAGCAGCUGAGGACACCCACAGUAGUGAACAAGUUGGGAUUAAACAGGGGGAUGGCAAAGAUGAACAGCGAGCUUCAACUGCUGGAAAUAAACAAAGAAAAGGAAAAAGACCAAAACCAAAAGAAAAGAUUUCAGCUCUGUCAGACCCAACAUCACCUGCAGAUCAGCAGCCGUUUUCUGGUGGCCACCAAAGUCAUAGCCAGAGGAGAAAGAGCAAACAUAGAACGUCCUCCCCAUCAUUCCCGCCUCAUGAGGCCAGGGCCUACCAACUGUACACAUUAUACAGGGGAAAAGAUGGCAAGGUUAUGCAGGCUCCUAUUAAUGGAUGUCGCUGUGAGCCUCUCCUUAAUAAGCUUGAGAAUCAGUUAGAGGCCACUAAAGAAGAAAUAAAGGCAGAGAUUGUGACUGUGCAAGAUCAGAUGAAUGCAAAACUUGGACAGAUGGACACUAAAACCCAGCACCAGUUACGUGUUCUGGACAAGCUGAUGAUGGAGCGGAUGUCUGCAGAGAGAGCAGAAUGUGUCUGUCGCCUUCAGCAGCAAACGGAUGUGCAAAAGAUGGAAGCUGAAAAACGUCAGGUUUCUGUUGUGAAUGAACUGAAAACUUGGUGUUUACUAAAAAUCCAAAACCUUGAGUUAAAACUUUCUGGAGAUUCCAGACCGCCAAAGACAAAGCCAUCUCCUUCAUCGUCGACAGAUCACCCUAUUUCGGACAGUCCAAACAGCAGCAAGGAAUGCAACAGUGUAGACAUAUGUGACGUUCCACAGUCCUCCAUCCAACACAUAUAUGCCACCACGCAGAGCAGUAUAUCCGAUGAACCUGUCAGAGAGCAGUCACUUCUCCCAGAGGAAAACAGCAGAAGGCACCAGAUUGCUCCUACUAAAGAAUUCAUGGUGUGUGCAUCCAUAGAGCAACCACCGCUUAUGUCUAGUGUGCAACCUGCUGUAAGAUCUAAAGAAAAAGCAAGCUGUACAUCUUCCUUCAGGCAUCAGCCAGGCCUAUCCACUUCCAGCCUUCCCAACCCUAAAAUGAGACAUGCUAAAAUCCAUCCUACCACCAAGAACUUAUCAGAUGCCAAGAAAGAAGAGCAACAGAUCAUAAACCUUAUGGACAAAGGGACACAGACAAAAAAAUGUGCGAAAAUCAGUCAGCUUAGACAGAGAGGAUUCUUGUCUGGACAUCAAAAUCAAGGUUGUAGUACAACUAGCGAGCAGACUGGUCCACUGGUGAAGGACACAUCUCAAGCGCUGGAAAUCACUCAAUAUUUCUUUGAGGCAGUAUCUACCCAAAUGGAAAGAUGGUAUGAAAGAAAGAUAGAGGAAGCCAAGUCCCAAGCAGACGAGAGGGCAAAUGAAGAUAAGGCAGCCUUACAGCAACAUAUAAGGAGCCUAGAAGAGGAGCUUGUGAAGUUAAGGACUAAAUUACAGAAGGAAAGCUAGCAACAAAGCAUCUGUACAAAGGAACUGUACAAACAGUCUUCACCACCAAACUCAGUGUUUUAUAAAAAUAUUCUGAGUCCUUUUUGCAUGAUUAUACAUGGCAACUUACUGUAAAGUCAAUUUUAACAUUGACAAAUACAUGGCAUGCAACAAUACUAUAUGUUAACAAUUGCACGGCCUAACCAUUUGGUACAUAUUCUAACUUCUGUCUGUAGUAACAUCCAGUUCAGCUAUCAUGUGCCAUAUACUCACUGUUUACUCUGCUGUACAUUUGAUGCUCUAAUGUAGUAGACAAGUGCAUGUACCACAUUGCACUACCAUCUGCCAUGCCAGCUCCUUCUGACAGUGAAUGUGUGGUGUGACACACGUGCUUUGCUAUCGAGAGUACCAUGAGCCAAAAUUGAGAUAGUCUUAGAGAUGUUGUUAUAUUUGCAAGUUACUUGCCCCAUAAGUAAAAAUAGAUUGCGACCAUAAUUUUCACACAAAGUCAGCAUUUUGAAAUUGAAAAUCUGGCACUUACAUCUGCCUAGCAUGGACUAGUCCAUGGAAUGACCCACAUUUGUUUCUGAAAUGUAUCAAAAAGCAAAAUUGAUUCAUUGAAGGAACUGCUCCUAGUGACAGAGGAUAAAAGGUGCUGUCAGAAAAGGUGUCAUGCAAAGCACCUGUGUAACAUCAACAUUUGGACUGCAGAAAAUUACACUUCUGGAGUGCACUGGAUAGCUGAGUAUCAGUGUAAUCUCACUUACUUAAUUGAAUAGUAAAGUCACUACAAAUUUA